Messenger RNA from Aegilops tauschii subsp. strangulata, 2937 nucleotides. NCBI's taxonomy places the organism in Eukaryota, Viridiplantae, Streptophyta, Magnoliopsida, Poales, Poaceae. The record is from RefSeq and is a predicted model, not a curated record.
AUGGUCAAGGACAUGGACUAUCCAGAAAUUGCAAAGAUGGAUUUCUGCGAGGUAAUCGUCGAAAGUAUGAAGGAAGGAGCCAAGAUAUGGCAGAAGCACAGGAUGUUGCCUCAGGAAGAAAAGAACAAAAAGCAUGUCAAUGGUUUGGUACAGGGACCAGUAAUCAUGUACCUCGACUCCCUGCUGCUGCCAACCGACACAAAAGAAAUGCGGAAGAUUGCAAAGACAAUGGACAAGACCUCAUUACCACGAGCAAACCAUCUCAAAGAGAGUGACCUAGCGAAAAUAGCUAGAGCAGACAUGAAAAGGGACGGAAAAGCACGACCAGAUGACUAUGAAUUUGGCAAAAGAUACAUGUAUAGCUCUAUUGCUCAGCUGGAGAACAAUCAAGUCAGCAGUCCUGCCAACCAAAUGCAAGAGGCUGACCCACAAUCAACCGUUAGCAUAACAAACGACAAAGAAGAAGAAAACAACGAAGAGGAGGUAUCACAAGCACUGCAAGACCAAGAGACAACCCGUGUUGAAAUUGAACCCCAUAGUGAACCUCAAACAGACGAAGGCAUCACAGAACAGGAAGUUUGUGUACAAGAGAUUUCCAGUGCCACAACAUUGCAGAUCACCAUCACGAGUACAAAGGAGAAAGCCCAAGACAUCCCAGCCGAUGAGAAACUAGAGACUGUUAUACCUGACAAAGGAACAGUCGAUGCAGGCACGAAUAACCCAGUCAUCAACACAGAGGAAACAAACGAGUACGUUGAUAUCGAAGAUCAAGAAGCAACACAACCAAAGGAAACUGGAAAACACACAGAACUUCAAACAACAACAUCUGAAGGGGCACAAGAAGCUCAAGAGAGCACCAACAAUCAAGACCAUCAAACACAACCAGAGGAGCCCAAUGAACAACCCGAACAUGUUCUUCAAACGACAGAGGAGACCAGUGAGCAAAACGAGGGCACUGAAGAAGGGCAACAUGUUCUUCAAACGGCAGUCAUCAACGUCACAGAAGACCAAGCCCCAAAAUAUUCACUCACAGAAAAACACGCAGCAGAGAUGGCAACAGCGACAAUGACUGAAAAGCUACAAGACAAAAACGACGGCAGCGGUGAUGAACUACAAAAGAAAGAACAAGAAGAUGCCCAAAAACCUCCACUCAACGAAGAACAAGCACAACAGUCAGCAGAGACAACAGAAGCAGCAACGAUUGAGGAGCUGCAAGACAAAAACCAUGAUAGUGACGAUGAACACCAAAAUAAAGAACAAGAGGAUCCCCAAGAAACUACACUCAACGAAGAACGGGUGGAACAGUCAGCAUCACCAACCACAGCUCAACAGAAACACGAAGAAGGCGACCAUAGAGAUACAACCAAUGAAGCAAACACACAGAUUGUUCCAGAGAAAGAACCAGAAACUAUCGAAGAAAACCCUACACCGUCGUACAAUGCCAAUUCCCCUGGCAGAGAGGUCAGUGCCAACCAGGUCGAGACUGAAAAACAAGACGGAAAAGACCACCAGCAAGACAUGACGGUUGACAAGGAAAAACAUGAUGCUAAGAAAAGCACAGACGACUCAAAUAAGAUGGAGCAGAAACUGAACAAAAGGGUACAACGCAAAAAGAACAACAUGACAUGCCGCAAAAAGCAGAAGGAGAACAAGAAAGGAACAACACUGGACAGGACAUAUCUUCCAGCAUCGAAGCAGCACAUGGAGAAAGGGGGCAAAGAUAGUGAUUCCGUCAACAAAGCCAUCGAGACCUGUACAACGCUGGAUGAGCUUUUCAUUACAACGGACAAGUUUGAUGUCAAUCUAGGUCAUGUCACCGAAAGCUUCAAGGUCGGUAAAUCAGUACGCACCGAAGCAAUCGAGUCCAUGCUAACAAUCUUGAGAAAACAACUCAAUGGCACAGGGAGAAAGAUUCUGUCGUUAAGCAACACUAUUGUGCUCGGUGUUAAAACUGGAGAAGAAGAAGGACUUGCAGAAUUCAAUGAGGACGAAGCAUUGAAACAGUUUGCACCCCUUGUAACAGGGAAGGAACUUUUAGAGAAACAACUGACAAAGGAGUCGUCCGACCUCUUCCAACUAUUCAUGAGCGACAACUGGCAGGAGGAAUACAAAAACAAAACUAUAUUUAAGCGCAUCCGUAGGGACAUUGAAAGCACGCAACUUACUGGAGCCCAAUUGAAGGCAGUAUUUGGUCCAAGACCAGCACAGACGAACAUACCACAUCAUAUGGAAAAGAGGGUGCUCGAUGACAUAGCAGAAAUCUCGGAAAGCAGACAAGAUUCAAAAGAGAGUGACAGAGUAAUAUUAGGCCCAAACUUUGCAGAGCAUAUACUGAAAUUAAAUAAAGACAAAACUAUUGUUGCAAAAUUUAAAAGUGAAUUGCAAAAAACAAAGAAUCAGCUGGUUCCCAUGUAUCUCAAAAAAAAGCAACCGAAAAAGCUCUCAACAGCAAACAUGACAUUCAUUCCAAUGGAGAAGCAUGACCGCUACGUAUUAUAUGCGCUGGACAAAUACAAACACAAAGUUCACAUUAUUGAUCCUCGAGAAGCGACUCCAGAGGAAUUUGAGAAAGAAAAGAUAGACGUGGAUAAAUUGGAUCAAGAUGAAGCAUGUCAAGUUCUUCAGAAACAUGAAGAUGCUCAAAAAGAAAGAGAAACACAGUUUGAGGAAUAUCACGCUCAUAAGUCGGUACCUAGGAUUAAAGAAGUCUUCAACACCAUACUUGAACAAACAAUGAAUGCAAAGAAAACAAGAUGGCAGAUUCAUACCGUGCAAGAUGUUCCACUGGUAGAAAAGGGCGAAUCACCAUUUGCUGUUUUAAAGCUUGCAUUCCUCUACAAUGGUGAAAAGUUCGUCGAAGACCUGGAAGAUUUGACAGAUGAGGUCGAAGACUGGAGGGCAGAGGCAAUGUACAUUCUCUUAAGUAGCGCGAGAUGA